AUCCCAUGAUGCAACAACCUCAGCAAUACCUUCAGCACCAGUUCCAGCAUCCUUCGUUGUAUCGGCCACAACCUCAGCAAGCCCAGCCGUACUUCACCAACAACGCUUUUCAGUUUGGCAAUGACGACGGUAAGCUCGAGACUGACGAGCUCGUGGAUCCAGCCAUCAGCUUCGCUAGCUUUGACAUCAACAACACGUUCCCUCCUGAGCAGUGAGCUGCCUCCACUCUAUCGAGCUUGACGCUGUCAGUAAGAGCCAACUUUCAACAUCGAGUCUUAUCCCGCGCCCAC
This is a messenger RNA of Aureobasidium subglaciale EXF-2481, 290 nucleotides long. RefSeq lists its product as uncharacterized. The record is from RefSeq and is a predicted model, not a curated record. The coding region runs from base 6 to 215 and encodes 69 amino acids. Lineage: Eukaryota; Fungi; Ascomycota; Dothideomycetes; Dothideales; Saccotheciaceae. The transcript has a single exon.